AUGGAGCAGUAUGAGGCUGGUAAGGGGAAGAAAGAAGGUGGUGACUCCCACAGGCAAACGAUCAUUCAAGGGACUUGCGCUUAUCCUCGUCGUCGUCGCGAGGACAUCGUGUGCCAUGCUCAGUCUGGCGAGCUCAAGGGUCUUGACCAGCACGAAGGUCUUAAAUUCUCCCGAAGUCUUCAUCAAGACAUUCUCGAAAAAGCGGCAGAGCUCCAACAAGCCGGAUAUGAAACCAGACUUAUCCAUUCAACGACGUUUCUCCAUCUUCGUCUCGUGGCUUCCCGCAUGGCACCAAACGGUGACACCCGUUUACAUGGCGAAGCAUACCUAGGUAUCUAUAUAUCCAUGUAUGGAGACGAAGGCAGACGGUUUAAUGGUAAGACCGUCUUCAUGAUGAACUGGGCUCACACGCAGUGGGGACCGGACUGCUUCCUGCACAAUUUUGGCAUCAAAUAUCUUGCGAUCUGGCCCGGCACCACGGCUGCCGAACGCAGCUGUAUCCUGGCGCGCUGGAACGACCCGGACGACGAUGCCCGUUUCUUACUCCUCAACAGCCGCCCCUCGGCGCUGGGACUGAACAUUCAGGGUGCGUGUCACAAAAUCGUUAUCUUUGACAUGCCAGACAACAUUCCACCCUUGGCCAGAUCAUCAGCCGUGUGCACCGUCUCGGCCCGGAACACGUCCAGUUCGUCUGGAUCGUCGGUGUCCUGA
Molecule: messenger RNA, 711 nt
Organism: Fonsecaea multimorphosa CBS 102226
Lineage: Eukaryota; Fungi; Ascomycota; Eurotiomycetes; Chaetothyriales; Herpotrichiellaceae
Exons: 1
Coding region: 1-711 (236 amino acids)
Source: RefSeq, a predicted model, not a curated record